This is a messenger RNA of Microthlaspi erraticum, 420 nucleotides long. The record is from the annotation of a GenBank genome assembly. Lineage: Eukaryota; Viridiplantae; Streptophyta; Magnoliopsida; Brassicales; Brassicaceae.
AUGUCCCUCGUCCGUUGUUUAUCCCUCAGGUCGGUGCUUAACGCUCGCCGUUACCGAUCCUCUUACCCUUGUCACAUCCUUGUUCAGUCUCGUCGUGCUGAAAAAGAAGAAGACGCUCCUCGCCAAUUUCCAGAAAUUCGAAGUUACCACAGCUUCAUUCUCCACCGGAGCUCGUUAAUUGGUGGCUGCUCGGGUUUCGAUCGCAGUCGCUGUCCCUUCCAAUCUCCAGCGAUUGCUUCCUGCCGAACCAUUUCCACCUUCAAUUUCUCUGGCUCAAGUGGCACCGUUGAAAUCCUCGCCGAUUGGAUUCUGAAAUCUGCGGUUUCUAAUGUCUAUGCGUUGCACAAUGUUGCUGAUGCUCUUGCUUCUCUUCAACACUUGAUUGCUUCGCUUCAUUCUCUCACAUUUUCGCAAUGGUAA